AUGUCUAACGUUUGUGCUGGAUGUCAUAAUUCUGUUAAGGGUAUACACUCUCUGAGAUGUUCUCUAUGUUCCUCGGUCUACGACUUACAAUGUGCAGGAACCAGUGAUAAAAGGUUUAAUGCUAUGCUACCAGAAAAAAAGUCCUCGUGGAAAUGUCCUGCGUGUCUUAAUCUACGACCCAAGCUUGACAAUACUAAUACGCCUAUCCGAAACAUACAAAAAGAGCCAGUCUGCGACGAUUUGAGCUCUCACGUAGCUGAUAGCAAUAUAACGCUUAGAAAUAAAAUGGGGGGCUCAAGCCGGUCGCGACCUAACGCUAGUGAUAAUUCCAACCCUGUGACUGAAGCGAGCUUGCAAAAAAUACUAGAUUCAUUUAAAAGUGACAUGACCGAAGUGAUACAAAAUGCUGUCACCAAAGCAGUGUGUGACAAGUUUAGUACGUUAACAAAACAAAUUUCAGACUUUCAUGAAUCACUUACGUUUUUAAGCGACCAGUACGAAGCUCUUAAACUGCGCGUACAGGAAAAUGAUAACAUAAUGACUAAUCUAACGAAAGAAAAUGCUACCUUGGUGAUUACUGUUAAAGAUCUCACAAGUCGUCUAGCCUACACUGAGCAACAUCUACGUGAAAGUAAUUUAGAAAUUAAUGGCAUUCCUGAAAACCGUAGUGAAAAUCUUUUGAAUUGCUUGAACCAAUUGGCUAAAGUAGUGAAUGCCGAUAUUAAGGACGAUGACAUAAUGCAUGUAACUCGCAUAGCCAAAAUAAAUAAAGAUGAUGGUCGGCCGCGCGCUGUUAUUGCCAAAUUAAGAAGCCCCCGCCAUCGCGACAUCCUACUUGCUGCGGUGCAAAAAUAUAAUAAAUAUAAUAAUGAUGAUAAAUUAUGUACAAAUCAUCUGGGGAUCGGUGGUACUAAAAAGCCAGUUUAUGUUGCUGAGCAUUUAACUCCUGCUAACAAAAUUCUUCAUGCUAAUGCAAGAUUAAGGGCAAAAGAAUUGAACUAUAAAUUUGUUUGGGUCCGAAAUGGCAAAAUAUUUGUGCGCAAAAAUGAAACCAGUCAGGCAUUGCAAAUCCGUUGCUUAGAUAGUCUAAAGAAAAUGGUUUAA
Messenger RNA from Colias croceus (clouded yellow), 1104 nucleotides. RefSeq lists its product as uncharacterized. The transcript has a single exon. The record is from RefSeq and is a predicted model, not a curated record. Lineage: Eukaryota; Metazoa; Arthropoda; Insecta; Lepidoptera; Pieridae. The coding region runs from base 1 to 1104 and encodes 367 amino acids.